AUUACUUGUUGAAAAUUUUAUACCCACCUGUGAUCCAUACUUCAAACUCCAAGUCAUAAUAUAUAAAAAAAAGUGUAAAUUUUGAGAUUUUUGAACAAAAUGCAAGUAGAAACUCAGCCAGUAAUGUACUCGAACCACGGGCACCAAGGUGAGAGCAUUAUCUUGGGGCAAUACGGACAAUAUGGCUCAAACCUCGAUCCCGGCGAACAGCCAAAGGGCUUCGGAUUCAGUAACGACAGCAUCCGUCGUGGCUUUAUUCGGAAGGUGUACCUAAUCCUCUUGGGCCAGUUGGUCACAUCCCUGGCGAUAAUCUCGAUUAUGGUCUUCAACACGGAACUCCAGUAUGCUGUGGCGAGGAACCCAUGGGUCCUGAUGAUAUCCUUCAUAAUGACAAUUGCCAUUUUAGUGGUGCUGGUCUGCAACGAGGGCCUGCGUCGCCAGACGCCCGCCAACUUUGUGCUCCUGGUGUGUUUUACGAUAGCCCAGUCCUUCUUGCUGGCCUCCGCCGCCUGUCACUACGCUCCGAUGGAGGUUUUCCAAGCCGUAUUGAUUACGGCUGCAGUUUGCCUGGGGCUGACGCUCUUUGCCCUGCAAACGAGAUAUGACUUCACAAUGUUGGGCGGCAUUCUGGUGGCCAGUGUAAUUAUCCUGCUAUUCUUCGGUAUCGCCACCAUGUUUGUGGGAGGUAGUUUGGCUUCCACUAUAUACGCCUCUAUAAGUGCAGUGAUAUUUUCAGUUUAUUUAAUUUACGAUACCCAGUUAAUGAUGGGCGGCAAUCACAGAUAUUCAAUCAGUCCCGAGGAGUAUAUUUUUGCCGCAUUGAAUCUCUAUAUCGAUGUGGUGAAUAUAUUCAUGGACAUUCUGAGACUAAUCGGUGGAUCAGACGGCUAAGAGAGUUAAUAAAACGUCUCAAUGCAAAUACCUACAUCUAAGCAAUAAAAAUGAAUAAUAAACCAUUAACUAUUGUUCCCGACACUUAUGUCAUUAUUCACUUAACCAAUUCGUCUGUCGAAAAUAAAUAAAUCAAAUUGUGCAGCAUCAA
This is a messenger RNA of Drosophila ananassae, 1042 nucleotides long. It is a transcript of the gene Recs1, whose product is annotated as protein lifeguard 1. The transcript has a single exon. The record is from RefSeq and is a predicted model, not a curated record. Lineage: Eukaryota; Metazoa; Arthropoda; Insecta; Diptera; Drosophilidae. Gene Ontology annotation, cellular component: membrane. The coding region runs from base 100 to 891 and encodes 263 amino acids.